Molecule: messenger RNA, 3033 nt
Organism: Melanotaenia boesemani (Boeseman's rainbowfish)
Lineage: Eukaryota; Metazoa; Chordata; Actinopteri; Atheriniformes; Melanotaeniidae
Gene: smpd1
Product: sphingomyelin phosphodiesterase 1
Exons: 9
Coding region: 244-2052 (602 amino acids)
Biological process (GO): sphingomyelin catabolic process; ceramide biosynthetic process
Cellular component (GO): lysosome
Molecular function (GO): acid sphingomyelin phosphodiesterase activity
Source: RefSeq, a predicted model, not a curated record
GGAGACGCUCCAGCAGUUAGUCGGCGUCUGAUCAAGCAGUGUCCGGCAGAAUAAAUCCAGACGAGCUUGUUGACAGAUUUCGCUCGGCUUUGAAUGGAAAAGUUGAAGCAGGGUUGUCUGGAAGCUCCUAACUGACUCUUGUUUACCGCUCCCGAUGACCAUUAAGGAAGACGACGACACUUGAGUUUGUUUUGAGAGACGCUGUCAACAAAUAGCUCUAGGAGGACACCUGCUGUCACGACCAUGAGGCACCCCACGCCGCUGCCCUCUUUGGGGUUGAUGACCUGCUCGUUGAUCGUCUUGUUGCCGCUGUUUGGGUCGUGUGUUCCAGCACAGCCACCAGUUCAGCCAGGACCUGUGUUCGUGGACCAGUUCAGUCGCUUUGGCCUUCGCUUUAACUGGAAAAACCUCUCCUGUCCCCUGUGCAAAGCUGUCUUUACCAUUCUUGAUAUCGCACUUCUGAGUGACACAAAUGAGGAGCGAGUGGCGUAUGCAGUAGGUGAAGCGUGCAUCCAUCUCCAUCUGGCGGAUGAGCAGGUGUGUCGAGAAAUAACUGAGCUGUUCAGGGAUGAUUUCAUCAGGGCUUUGCAGGAGUCGUUGCUUUGGCCCACUGAAGCGUGUGCCCUGUUGGUGGGCCCUUCAUGCGGCAAAUUUGACAUUUACGCGCCCUGGAACAUCACUUUGCCAAAAAAUCCUAAACCGCCAGUUAUAUCACCCUCGCUUCCCAAACCUGGUUCUCCGCAGAGCAGAGUCCUGUUUCUCACAGACAUUCACUGGGACAAGGAGUACAAACCCGGCAGUGCUGCAGACUGUAAGGAGCCACUGUGUUGUCGUAAAGACUCUGGCAUACCCAGUUGGAAGCGACGGGAGGCUAGAUACUGGGGAACCUAUAGCAAGUGUGACCUGCCUCUACACACUGUGGAGAACCUCCUUGAAAAUGCUGCCAAAACUGGACCUUGGGACUGGGUCUACUGGACUGGCGACAUACCAGCACAUAAUGUGUGGUCCCAGACCAGAAGUCAACAGCUGUCAGAGCUUACAGUCAUCUCCAGGCUCAUCCACAAACACCUGGGACCUAAUGUGACAGUUUACCCUGCUAUAGGAAACCAUGAGAGUACACCAGUAAACAGCUUCCCACCACCUUUUGUUCAUGGCAACAGAUCCUCUGCCUGGCUCUACGAUACAAUGGCGGCAGAAUGGGCACCAUGGUUGCCAGAGCAAGCUUUGAAGAGUUUGAGAUAUGGAGGAUUCUACACAGUGGAAAUUCAGCCUGGUCUGAGGGUGGUCUCUCUCAACAUGAACUUCUGUGCACACGAAAACUUCUGGCUGAUGGUGAAUUCUACUGAUCCUGCUAACCAGCUGCAGUGGCUGGUCCGUGUUCUCCAGACCAGUGAGGACAAGGGAGAAAAGGUACACAUCAUUGGUCACAUCCCACCCGGCCUAUGUCUUGGCAGCUGGAGCUGGAACUACUAUCAUAUUGUCAACAGAUAUGAAAGUACAAUCACUGGGCAGUUUUUUGGCCACACACACUUUGAUGAAUUCCAGAUGUUUUUUGAUGAGGACACCAUGGCCCGGCCAUUAGGAGUGGCAUUUGUUGCCCCCAGUGUGACCACUUAUGUGAAUCUUAACCCAGGGUACCGUGUCUACUAUGUUGAUGGGAAUUACCCUGGCAGCUCUCGGCUGGUCCUCGACCAUGAAACCUACAUCCUGAACCUCACAGAGGCAAACCACAGUCCAGAGUCGCAGAGUAAACCAGAACAGAACCCCAAAUGGACACUGCUGUAUCGUGCCACUGAGGCUUACGGUCUUUCCAGUCUGUUUCCUGCUGAUUACGAUAAGCUGUUGCAGGCCUUUAUCAGCGAUGACCACAUCUUCCAGAAGUUCUGGUACCUCAGACAUAAAGGACACGUGUCGGCGACCUGCAAAGAGACCUGCAAGACUACAGUACUCUGCUUUCUGCGAAGCGGGCGUUAUGAUGAGCUGGAGAAGUGUGACCACCUCAAUGGUUUUGGGGGAAGCUUGGUUCGUGCUGCAAGAAAAACUCUCUGUUAAUCUGUCAAAGUUUGGACUGAGGCUGGUGGGAGAAAAGCAAUAUGACCAAAUAUGAGCCAAAAAUAUCUUUUUGUAGAUAUUGGAAAUCCAGCCUGAGUCAAGAGUCUUCAGUUAUAGGCCUUAUUGUCUGUUAGCACCUGGCUGUGGUAAUUGGUCCUGGAUUUACCAAAUGUUUCGCAAUGCCAAUUGUGUGUAAAAGCUGCUGGAAAUUGUCCUUUUAAAGAUGUUCUGUUUACUUGAAAUGCACAGAAUUUACUGUGGGGCAAAGGUGUCAAACUCCUGUCCUUGAGGGCCUCUAUAUUGCAGGUUGUUGUUUCUGUGCUCCAGCACACCUGACUUAAAUUAAUGGUUCAUUAAUGUGAAGAAGUUGAGAAACGUUUGGAUCAGUUAGAUUUGAAUUAGGUGUGUUGGAGCAAAGAAAACAAAGAACCUGGAGGAUGGUGGCCCUCAGACCGAAGUUUAGGCUGUUGUACUUAUGUGCCUUUUUUUUUUUUUUUUUUUUUUAAAUGAGGGAAUGAGCAAACGUGUCAAUCAUUAAUGGCUAUUUUGCUACUUCAGAGCUUAAGAUUUUUCACAUUUCCUCAUAGAUUUUGACACAAAGGAAAGUGCAUUAAAAUGUAUUGGGUUGCUGUUGUAGUGUCAUGAUUAGCUGAGAUUUAAAGAUGGUCAAGGGACUAAUAGGAGCACUUCAUAAAAUUUGGAUCUUAAUUUGAGCCACCAUUGUGGAGACUAAAGUCAACCUUUUUCAUCUGCCUGAACAAAGAAAUCUUUAAACCUAAAAGGCCGUCAGUGUUCGCUGAAGUUUACUUAUGUUUGCACUUUAACUCUUGAUUAGUCAGAACAGGUCUGGGCUUGAUGUGAGAAGCAUAAAUGUUUUUGGAUUCGGGCCUAGAAUGAUGUAGCAUGACCGUGAUUUGUGAAACGAGCAAUAAUUUAAGACAUUGUAUGUAUGGCUAAAUGAAUAAAAGAUGAAAUUAGAAA